This is a messenger RNA of Boleophthalmus pectinirostris (great blue-spotted mudskipper), 2124 nucleotides long. RefSeq names its product SAS-6 centriolar assembly protein (gene sass6). Gene Ontology annotation, biological process: centriole replication. The transcript has 16 exons. The record is from RefSeq and is a predicted model, not a curated record. Gene Ontology annotation, cellular component: centrosome; centriole. Bases 128 to 1936 code for a protein of 602 amino acids. Lineage: Eukaryota; Metazoa; Chordata; Actinopteri; Gobiiformes; Gobiidae.
GACAGCUGUUUAGCGGCGGGAGGAAACAGUUGUCCAGCGCCACAUUCAACUGAGAAACAUCGCGAUCACACCGUGAUCACACGGCCAGGACACGGCCAGCACGGGGAGUUAGCUGUCGCCGGGGGAGAUGGAGCGGCUCUUCAGUAAAGCUUUGUCUGUGUCCGUGCGAAACCGGGACUGCGACGAGAGAAAAAGCACCAUCCGCGUCACUAUAGAUCUGCAGCUGUCUGCCACCACAGUCCACAAAAGGAGUCUGUAUGUCAAACUGACUGAUGACAAAGACCCAUACUUCCUGUUCACCCUGUCCAUCUCAGAGGAGGACUUUCAAAGUCUCAAAGUGCAGCAGGGCCUUCUUGUGGACUUUGGCUCAUUCCCUCAGAAGUUUAUUGAGCUGCUGCAGCUGUGCCACAGUGAGCAGGAGGCCGACAGCCCCAGGUUCCUGCUGCAGCUGUGCUCUCAAGGCCCUGCUCCUGAGGGCCCAGCCACCCUCAGUGUGGUGGAGACAAAUGCCUUCAAACACCUGAACCAUCUGAGCCUGCGCCUGUCACCUGGCUCCGACAGGGACGUCAAGGACUACCUGGCCUCCUGCUUGUCCCGCUUAAAGGAGGAGAAGGAGGAGCUGGAUUUGAGGCUGAAGAGGACUGAAGAGGACUUGUCCAGACAGUUGUCCUGUACCCAGCAGACUCUGUGUGAAAAGAGUAAAGAGCUGGAGAAACUGCGUUCAGAAUGGACCAGUCAGACCAGCUCUCUGUCCAGUCGCUACUCCGAGGAGCUGCAGAGCGAGAGAGAGAAGACCCUGGAGUUACAGAGUCGCCUGCAGGAGCAGGCGGACCACCUCAGACAGGAGCUGGAGAGUAGUCACCGUAUCAGCUCUCAGCAGCUCCACUCCAGGGUCUCCGAACUGGAGAUGUCCUGCCGGGAGCUCACCGAAAGGAAGUACAAGAACGAGGCCACCAUCAGGGACUUGAGAAUGAAGCUGGUGGCAGCAGAGGAGGAGAGCCAGCGCUCCAAGCAGCAGGUGCUGUCCCUGAGAAGAGAGAACAGCCUUCUUGAUGCUCAGAGCCAUGAGAAAGAACGUGCACUGAGCCAGCUGCAGAUGAGAGUGGCCGUACUGGAGCAGGAGAUCAAGGACAAGGAGUUGCUCAUGAGCCGCACCAAAGACGUCCUGGAGGCCACGCAGCAGCAGAAGGUGUCCAUAGAAGAAAAUGUUGAAGGCAAAGAGCUUCAGAUCAAAAAACUGGAGGUGACAGUGAAAUCUCUGUCAGAGGAGCUGCUCAAGGCCAAUAACAUCAUCCAGAAAUUGCAGACGGAGGUCAAGAAUCUGGUGGGGAAGAUAAAAGUGAAGAACACUGUGACCGUAUCCCAGGAGAAAGUCCUCCAGGAGACCAGUGAGAAACUGCAGAGUGUGGAGAAAGAGCUCCUCAGUAGCCAGCAGCAGCUCAGUACCAAGGACCAGCAGAUCAGUGCACUGAAGGAGCAGCUGGAGUCCACAGUACAGAAGCUGAACGAGAGCAGAGAGGUGCUCAAGACCAAUGAGAAUGUGAUCAACUGGCUCAACAAGCAGCUCAAUGAGAGACAGAUCAGCGACAGACACCAGACCAGAGCGGCUCCUCCAGAACCUGCUGCUCCCACCGGUGCAAAGGUUUCAGUUGGACCUAAUGCCAUGCACACAGAUACGGUUACUGAACUGAGCCGAUACAACAUGCCUUUCCAGAGCCCUGUGUAUCCUCUCACACUCCCUCCUGUGGGGGGUGCUCUGAGCACUCCAGCUGACCUGCGGGGGACCACACAGCUAGACGCUGCAGGGCUUGACUCCAAGUAUUUUGAGAGAAUGGACAGUAUCCCCAUCUACGGCCUGGCCUCCAGCUUGGUUUCCAACAAAGACAUCCCUCGGCAGACCAAAGCCUCUGUACCUUCAGCAUACUUUUCCUCCUGACCUCCUCCUGAUCUCCUCCUGACCUUCUGAUCUAAGACCAGUUCACGUGACCAGCUCCUCAAGUACUGACCUGAAUGAUCUACAAAGAACUCUUUUGUAUUGCUUUAGCUCUGGUUUAAGUCUUUUCAAAUUAAACAGAUACUUUUCUAUUUAUAAAACUGUCAAAAAUUAAAAACUUUAGAUCGAUA